Molecule: messenger RNA, 1458 nt
Organism: Kwoniella shivajii
Lineage: Eukaryota; Fungi; Basidiomycota; Tremellomycetes; Tremellales; Cryptococcaceae
Exons: 9
Coding region: 1-1458 (485 amino acids)
Molecular function (GO): glycosyltransferase activity
Source: RefSeq, a predicted model, not a curated record
AUGCUCCGAGCAAAUCAAAAAAUAUAUACCUCUUACGCUGCAGCAGCAAUAGCUGUUUACCUUCUCUUUGGUCCAUUGGGUUUAGGUCAUAUUCCUUUCUUGCCAGAUGGUAUAUCCUCUAGCUUCUCUCACGCGGGUGGAAACACGAGGGAUGGUGGAAUUAGAUCAACAAGCCCAGAGACUGACAAACUGCUAAGCUUCAAAGCUUCGAAAAUCGUUAAUUUUGCUCCAGGUUAUACCGUGGUGGAGAAUUUGUAUUGGCACAACUACUCUUACAUAUUCGUAACCGAUCAACCAUGGCAUAUACCGAAGCAUGAUCUGAUUGCCAACAUGCACGUUGAUACCAGGAUACCUUUUAACGGUCAUGAAGAAAUCAAAGUGUAUGGAAUCAGAAUGCCUCCUGUUAGUCCGGAGGUAAAAGAGGAAAACCAGAUAGGACAUUCUAUACUCCUUGAUGAGGCUAUUGCAUUGUUCGGGAGAGCCAAAGAAUUGGAUAGUCCAAUGAUUAUCAAUAACGACGAUAAUUUCGUCUCUCAUUACUACCAUUGGAUCGGUGAAACAUUCCUUGGAGCUUGGAGGACGUGGUCAAAUUACGCUUGGAGAACGGGUCUCACUCUUCCUAACAUCAAAGUCGUCGCAUUCACAAAGCAAUACCACAAAGCUGAAGCUCCUCCAGGCAGCAACGGAGCCAACUGGUGGGAAGAUGCACCUGGAGCCAACAAGUGGUUUACUUCCAAAUUUUUCCCUGGAGUGUCGUUCGAGACUAAACCUAUCUGGCAAGAGCGUGCAGACUCCAAUGAAUACUAUCUCAUCCCUCUAGCUUUGAUAGCCGACCGAAGAGGAGGACAUAACGGCCCUUCACACGCUUGGAAGCCAUGGGGUGAUGCCUUGCGUCUACCUGUAUCUUCCGACUGGUUGGUUAACCUUCGAGAUCGAGUAUUAUCCGAUUAUGUUGGUCCAAUCAACCUCAAGAAGCGUACGAAACCUCAUGUCAUGUAUCUUGAAAGACAGGGAAGUGGAAGGGAAUUGGUACCUCAAGACCACGAGGCUUUGAUGAAAGCUGUCCUUCAAGUAGAUGAGGAUGGAUUAGCAGAUGUGACUAUCAAAGCUUUCAGUUCGAGUAUCCCUUUCGCCGAUCAGGUUGCGGAAAUCUCAACAGUCGAUAUCCUAAUUUCUGUGCAUGGAAAUGGUCUCACUCACACUUUGUGGAUGGAUCCGGGUUCUUCCGUGUUUGAACUCCAACCCGCAGAGUGUACCGUUACCGAUUACUCUCCCCUCGCUAUCGCUGCUGGUGUUCAGCAUUACCUCGUUCACGAGACUAGCUUCUGUGUUCCCGAAGAAUGCCCAGGUCGAGGCUGUCCCGGACCAAGAGCAAUCAAUCGGGAUGACAUCCGAGUUUCGGCUCAUGUCGUCACCGAUCAAGUCAGACGAAUCAUCAGGAGGAUGAACAAGGCUUAA